ACUGUUGAUUUAUCAGUAAAUAUGUGUCACUUAUUGAACUAAUAAGUUACAGAUUUGUUGUUGGUUAACUUUUUCUCCUACUAAACAGAGCGGAACCGAAUCUCUUUCAAUUUUAUUGCUUGCGGAGUGCCUAUUAUCAAGAGCACCCCCUUUGGCUUACGGCAAGAAUUCUUUUCAAAAUGUAGGCACACACGCGAAGCAAGGAGGACUAGGCGUAGGUACCGUUCCAGGAUCAGUUGUUCUGUUUUGCUGACUGUGUGAUUCCUUAUUGAAGCCGUGCAUAGCCUGAUACUGAGUCUGUGUUUUAUGAAAUGGGUUUUUUUUUUAAAGUGGUUGACAUUUUAAAUACGCCUCAAUAGCCUACAAAAUGGCGACAGAGGAUGAAGAGUAGUAGAGCAGUAUGUUUGUAAAGAAGGAAACAACUACGUUUGUAAGAUUUAAGAUUGCUAUUUUUAUUAACAAAAUUUAACUGUAAUAAUUCACAGGGUGUCUCCUUAAUAUGAUAAAAUGGGUGAUAAAUCUCUGCUGAUAUAAUGACUCCUCGGUCAUUGUUUUCCGUCAUGCUCCUGGUCUCAGCAGGACUAUGUGAGCCGCCAUCUCCAAUUAACUCUACUAGAUUUAUUCACAUGUUAACAUGGGACGAAGGGCCAAACUCAACUGAUGGGCUGUGUUACACCGUAAAGUAUCACAUUCUGAAUUCUGGCAUGUGGAAGACAGUAUCAGGAUGUGAGUGUGUACUUCUCCCUAUCACAUGUAACCUGACAGAGGCUUUCUCAGAUAUUGAAGAGUCAUAUUAUACAGAGAUUAUUGCCAUCCUGGGAAAUAAUACAUCUCGUAAAGUGAUGUUGAAAUCCUUCAUACCAAAGGAAGACACUUUCCUGGACCCUCCUCUGCUUUUCUUGUCAAGCUUUGUGGACUCAAUGCGUGUGGACCUGAAACCUCCAUAUGAUUCUCUACUCUCUGUAUAUGAAAUGUUCACCUACACUCUGACCAUCGUCAGCACCAAAAAUGGCUUUCAGUUUUUCGAGGAAACCACAGGACUAAAGGGUGCAGUACUUCCCAACUUGGAACCAGACGCAGAGUACUGUGUGACAGUCAGUAUAAAAAAUAGGAAAAAUACCUACAAUCGCACUCAAUGUGCCAGUACUGCAUUGUUGUACAAUCCAGAGAAAGAGAUUGCAAAUGUCAGCUUUUUUUUAUUGCUUAUUCCUUUUUUUUUCGUCUUCAAAUAUUGUUACACAAGCUUUUUCUCAAAACCAUCUCUCCCAAAUGUACUGAAAUCUGUAAAAUCCAUCGAUGUGCUCCAGAUUUCCUUGGUUUAUGAUAUACCAACAUGUUCAAAUGUAUUGGUAAUGGAUUCAGUAAACAUUAUUAGCCAAAGCAAGAAUGAUAAGGAAAAGAGUAAUGAGGAAGACAGUAGUGAGCAUGCAGUGACGGGGACAAAGAAGAGCACUGGAAACUAUGAAAGGUGGACUGAACAGAUGGAUUGUUGUACCCAUAGCACGGACAACUCCUCUUCCACUUUGCUUCCAGUUUCUCCUCCUUCAAACAUGACAGAAAAUCAGUCUCUCUCCAAAUUUACAGUUAGCCCGUCAAAGUCUUUAACUGUAUCUGUAACUGGAUCAGAAGAUAUUCCAUUCAAAUGCCAUUCCAAUAAUCAUAUUACCAAUCAGACUUCACAAGACCAUUGUGUACGUGAACUGGGUGCAGGACCAGUAUUCCAAUUUGGCUUCAAGAUCUCAGAAUCUAUGAUAAAUGAACAAGAAGAAGAGGAUAAAGAGAGCUGCCCAGAUAUUAACCUGCUGUCUGUCACUCUGGGAAAGCAUGAAGAGGAGAAAGCAGAUGAACAGGAUGAUGAGGAUGCUUUGCAAGGGAGCUACCCGGAUAAUAAUCUGCUGUCUGUCACUCUGAGAAAGCAUGAAGAGGAGAAAGCAGAUGAACAGGAUAAUGAGGAAACUGAGUUAGAUUCUGUUCUGUGGUGGAAAGGGGGUGGUUCAUCUCUCCCCUUUCUGACUGAUAAAGCUGCGAGUUCAGAUGCAGAAACUUGUAAUUUGUGUACAGAGGAGGAAGAAAAUGGUGCUGGGUGCUCUGAGUACUUAAAGCGUUAAAAUGACUGAUCUUAUCAAUAUUACAUAAUGGCAACAGGAUUUCAUUUUUCUAUUCUGUAUAAAUAGUUGUGGAAAAUUUUAUAAAAAUUAACCGAUGGAGCUAGAAUAAAUUUUGAUGGACUUUUGCCAUGGACUUUCUUUUCCCUCCAGAAAUACAUCUUUUGUAAUGUGACCUGGUAAUGGCUUCUGUGACCUUGUCCUAUUGGAACAGUUAGAAGGUGGAGGGAUAAUGCAUGGAUGGAACUUAUUUUAAGAGAAAGUGCUAAAUCCCAGUAAAUUUUUAGAGCCCUCUGCA
Molecule: messenger RNA, 2403 nt
Organism: Brienomyrus brachyistius
Lineage: Eukaryota; Metazoa; Chordata; Actinopteri; Osteoglossiformes; Mormyridae
Gene: crfb2
Product: cytokine receptor family member b2
Exons: 8
Coding region: 534-2108 (524 amino acids)
Molecular function (GO): protein binding
Source: RefSeq, a predicted model, not a curated record